Messenger RNA from Strongyloides ratti, 1248 nucleotides. RefSeq names its product Ankyrin repeat-containing domain-containing protein. The record is from RefSeq and is a predicted model, not a curated record. Lineage: Eukaryota; Metazoa; Nematoda; Chromadorea; Rhabditida; Strongyloididae. Bases 1 to 1248 code for a protein of 415 amino acids. The transcript is spliced from 4 exons.
AUGAACUCAGAUUUAUCUUUUCUUGGUACUUCAAAUACUCCAACAAGAAAACGAUAUUCAAUAGCAGCAUUUCCGGUUAAUGAUAAUUUAACUAAAUAUAAUAAUAUUGAAGCAAUUGAAAUAUCAUUAGACAUAUUUGAUAAAGACAAUGAUGGAAAUACAAGCUUAAUGAAAGCUAUACAAGACAAUAGGCCAUUAGCUGUACAAAAUAUUAUGAAAAAAGCAUAUACUACAAAUUCUAUUACAAGGCUUCUUAAUUCAACUAAUAAAAAAGGUGAAACACCAUUAAAAUUAGCUUCAGAAGGAUGUAAUUUAGCUAUUAAAGAAUAUUUAGAAGGUAUAAAAGUAAAAAAAAUAAAUCCUUUAUUAGAAAAUAUUAAAAUUUCUACUGGACAAACAGAUGAAUUAAUAAUUAAAAAUAUGAAUAUAUUACCUGAAAUUAUUAAACCAAAUAUGUUUGGAACAACUGAACGUGAUUCUUUUAUACCAACAAUUGCUGAAAAUGAAAAUAACAAAAUUUCAAAUGAGUUAUUGUUGUUUUCAACUCCUAGAUUAAGAAGUAUAUCUAUAGCAGGGGAACCAUAUAAUGGUAAUAAUGCAUUACAAGAAUUAAAAAAAGUUACUCAUAAAAAAACAUCGUUUCCCUCACAAGAUUUGAAAGAUGUAAUAAGUAUUAAUGAAUUAGGUAAAAACAAAAAAUACAGUAGUGCAGACACUGGUAUAUUUAGUAAAAAAAGUUCAACAGCAUCAUCAAAAAUUUCAACAUCAUCAGAAACUUCUAUACUUGAAAAUAAUAUUAAAAAUAAAAAACCUUCAUUACCAAAAUAUCGUCAUGUUGAUGGAGCUGUUGAUAUUACAACAAAUUUUUUUCCAAUUGUUAAAGAUGAUAGUAAUAUAAGAGAAAAUCCAGAAACAAAUAUUGUAUUAAUGUUAACAGAUAAGGUUAAAAAUUUUGUUAAAAAAAAAGAAAGUUUUCAAGGUUAUACAUGUUAUGAUACACAAUUAUUAUAUAUGCCAAGAGAAGAAGAUGACGAUAAUAAUGAAGAUUUACCAAAAUCAAUUAAAAAUACAACUGAUUAUUCUGAGUUAAAUGAAUAUAGAGCUGAAAGAUAUGGUUCAAGUUAUUCACCUAUUAAUAAAGUACAAAAAAAUGAAGAUUUUCAAAUUGAUAUUGGUAAUACCAUUAGUAUAAAAAAUCGUUCGCAAAGCUUAUGUAAAAUUUUAGAUAAAUCAUCACCAAAAUACUAA